GAGAUUCUUCUCCCGCACCUUGCCACUCUCUGCCAGCGGCUCUGGCGAUCACCUCACCAGUUCCAUCAACUCUGGGCGGAUGCCUGGAUUGCGUGGCUUGCAAAGCCGGGCACAGCCCCGGAUCAGCCCGAGAACUUGCGGCCUAUUUCCCUCACUGAGGGAGGAGGCCGUAUAGUCGUCAAGGCACUCACUCUCCACCUGCGUCCGUCCCUCACUGAGGCGACGUGGUCCUGGCCACAGUACGCUUAUGUACCAGGGCGUAGCAUUGAACAUGCGAUAGUCCGCGCUCUACACCACUGUAGCCGUGUUCAAGCUGCCAUCGCGUCCCAGCGUAUCACUCUACAGGAGCGAAGGACCACUGGACGCACUCCCACCACCUGUCAAGGCGGAGUCACGCUGUCCAUCGACACCAGCAAAGCCUUUGACACAGUCGAUAGAGGAGUUCUUGAACAGGAGCUCAAAACGGCCCGCAUUCCGGAGCCGGAACUCACACUCAUUAUGUCCUUGCAUCAAAACAUCGGAUAUUGGCCGGCAGGCCCAGGGUCCGAUAUCCGAGUCUCUAGUGAGAGAGGAGUGCGACAAGGUUGUCCCCUUGCCCCUAGUCUCUGGACGCUUGUCACGGUAGCCCUACUCCGUGCUAUGGCGGGCACUGACGCUCUUGACUGGAUCCAGAAUGACACAACCAUGUUCGCAGAUGACCUCCUUCUCCAAUGGGAGUAUACUAGUACACAAGAACUUGAGCGUAUGAUCUCUGCCAUCCAAGAAUGUUUUCGGGUGCUUGAGCGUCUAGGUCUUCAGGUACAACGCCGCAAAACUCAACUACUUGUUGCCCACAAAGGUCGCGUGGCGCAUCGAUGGUGGCAGAUGCACACGGCCUCCUCAUCGGAGGGCCGAUUUCUUCGUAUUCCACAGCCGAAUCAAAAGGACUUGCGACUUCCCGUUGUCACCCAGCUCACCUACCUAGGCAUCGUCCUUUCUUACAAGGAUGCGGCCACUGCCACCGUAGAACACCGCCUUCAGGUGGCUGAGGCCCAACGUGCUCGCCUCCUCAAAGUGUUGCACUCGCGUACCCUCCCUCUACGAAAACGAGUGCAGCUCUGGGUGGCGUGUGUUCGCAGCUCGGCCCUAUACGGUCUACACCUGUUGGACCUGCAGCAGAAGCAUGUGGCACGCAUCACCAUUGUUCUUGUCAGGCACUUGAGGGCCAUCUCUCGGAGCUUCGCUCACAUGUCACAGGAAUCCAGUCAGGCCUUGCUCCUUAGACUGGGAGUGGAGGAUCCCCUGCCCUUCCUGCUGCGCAGCGGUCAGAAGCUCCUGACCAAAACCCUCCAAUCGCAGGAUCUAUGGUGCAUAGGUGCUCCCCCACCCAAUGUCGAGUCAACUUCUGAUGCGACGGUAAUAGCUGGUGAGGUCACUGAGUCUCUUCGAGUUGCCUCACUCCCUGGUCCUCUGGUGGGCACCAGGUGCAGCAGUCUGAACCAGCUCUUCACGAAAAGGCACGUGUCUGUUGUCUGGUACAGGCAGACCUUGCAUCAAAACGCAUCGCAGAGCCGGCGCCUGCCCUCAGCUCAACUCCGCCCAGCCAUGGAACAUGUGCCCACGCAGAUGGACUUGGACGAGGAAGAGAGGCAGUGCUUCGGGAACCUUCUGAGGAAGCGAGCCCUCGCGCUCGGGGUGGAGUCGCCGAGCAAGUAUCCUCACCCAGGGGGGAAGGGUGCCCCGCCACAGGGAGGUGGCAGACCUCGCCAGUUCCAACCGAACCGCGGUCCCCGCCAGACGGCCCCCUCACAGGGGAGCCGAAGCAAGGAGGAAAACCGAGCACGAUCGGGGACUUCUUCGGACGUGCUGCUGCACAAGGUAGCCAAGGCACUCAUAGUCCAAUCGGACUACCUGUCGCGUCUCCAAAGCGACCACACGGUCAUCUUCACGUUUCGGAACGGCGACGGCCCUCAGUUGAUGGUGCCGCUACUUCACGAAGUGGCAGAAAAUUGGCGAGAUCAGCGAAGCAAGGGCAAAGUCACCAAGUCCCUCAAGCAAACUCUGCUCCAGUAUGUGACCGCAGAAAUCAUCACCAGCGUCACUACAUUCGCGAGCGACAAGAGUGCCCAGGCCAAAGCACAGGAGAUGGGUUGGGUGACGAGCGACUUGGAAUACAAUUAUCUCGAUUGGAGUGCCGAGGAGCAGAGGCUCGUCCCUCGUCAGGAGGGGACGCUUACGCAGGACCAGAUCCUGGCCGAUGCUCGGCGCCUCAAGACUCUUCUGAAGCAGCAGGAGCUGAUUAUCAAAUUCUCGGUGAUGUCCAUCUUCAGGAAGUGGUUUGCAUCGUCGGCUCUUCUGCUUCUGUCACUCCGUCUCAAGCCGGCCCGCCCAGAGCGGUCGCCGGUAAUCAAGGAGAUUCAGGAGGCGGUGGGAUGGUGUGUGAGCACACCACGAGAGGAGCAGCUGAUUGCCAACAUGCCUGCAUGGAGGUCGCUACUUGAAGAGUGGCAGCACAUGCAUCGCCAGCAAGAUUGCAUGGAGUUUUUGCAUCACCUGCUAGAACGGAAUCCUCUGCCGUUCGCCACCUGCCGCUGGGAGGCCAGACCUGUUCCUGGCACUGCUGCCGCUCGUCGGCCCCUCAUAUGUGGCACUGCCUAUGUGGAUGUACCUCUUCCGAGACGUGCACAUGCAACCAUUCAGGAGUGUGUCGUGCAGUGGCAUGAACAGAAGAUACCGCAUGGACUGGUAGUUGCCCCUCCAAUCCUGUUUGUUAGCCUAGCGCGCUAUGCCAGCAUGAAGCAUCUCGGCUCUCAGAAGGGCUGCCCGCUGCUGGGGGUGGUCUGGGGUUUGUUGUUUUUGUGGUGUCUCUUUCUUCUUCGGGGUUGCCGGAAGGCACUUCAUGCCAUGGCCUGCGAUAUGGCUAUGCUCCUCUGUGCGCCGCAUGGGUCCAACAAGGUUCCUAGGAAUGCUGAUAUGGCUGAUGCUUUGCAUAAGUUCGUGCUGGAUACAGCCUUGGAACAGCUUCUGCAUAAAUGGCGGGAAGUUCUGCAGCUACCUCAAAUCGCUAGGCUUAGUCUGUUUACUACAUAUGCCAGAGCUUGGAAGCCAUGCUCAGCCUUUUGCAUAUGGAGCGAAGCUUGGGAGAUUCUGCCGGGACCUCAGAGACUCCAGAUGUACAAGGAUGUGUCUCUGGUUUUUCCAGACUUCGCUUAUGACAUGCUGCAUGUGGUGUAUGCGGUUAGCUGCAGAGGGGCAUAUCGGAUGCAGCAGGGCGAUCCUGUAGAUCGGUGCCGGUGGCAGGUGAACUCCAAUGUUGGAGGGUCUGCCUAUGGCUGCAGCUUCGUCGUAUGGUCCGGCAAGCAUUCGACCAAGCACGGUGCCUGUGGAGCCGUAUCCUCGGAGCGGCAAAUGGAGAGUAAAUACUACAACAGGGUCUUUGGACGCCGCGGAAGGCCGACAUCCAAUCCUGUCUUCCAUCCCAAGGGUCCUCCUCCACCACCAGGUGCUUCACUUAGCCUGGAGACUGGGAUUGAUGAUCCUGAGGAGGCUGGCAGCAUGCUGGAGUCCCCAACGUCGGACCCCCCGCCGCGAGAGGAGGAUGGAGAAUCGGAGCCUCAGCCUGCUGAGGAUCCAGUCGUUGAGCCGGACACAGGGCGAGUGGCUGAUGAGAUGGCUGCCGGUUGUUGGAUUGACGAUGAUUUCAUGCCAGAGCUCACCUCCGGCUCGGGAGACAAUAGCUCAGAGGAUAGCUUCAUGGCCUGCCUGGACUAUGGCUUUGAGGGGGGCACGAAGGAUUGA
This is a messenger RNA of Symbiodinium necroappetens, 3777 nucleotides long. The record is from the annotation of a GenBank genome assembly. Lineage: Eukaryota; Dinophyceae; Suessiales; Symbiodiniaceae.